Molecule: messenger RNA, 706 nt
Organism: Sphaerulina musiva SO2202
Lineage: Eukaryota; Fungi; Ascomycota; Dothideomycetes; Mycosphaerellales; Mycosphaerellaceae
Product: NADH-ubiquinone oxidoreductase 105 kDa subunit
Exons: 3
Coding region: 69-350 (93 amino acids)
Source: RefSeq, a predicted model, not a curated record
AACCUGCUUGUCUUGUCCUGCCUCAUCCACCUUCCAACCCCGUCUCGUCCAAUCCCAGCACUCUCGACAUGUCGACCAAAUACGCCUUUUCCAAGGCACUCAAGGAGCUGCGAUUCCACCACUGUCAGACCUCCGAACACUCCAAUGCCGUCCGUUCCUUCCUCACGCGCGCCUAUCCCACCAUGAAGCACCACAAUCCAUAUACGCCCAUUUUGAUUCGAGAAGCCAUGGGGUUUGAGCCUAGAGUGAUUGCGCGAUAUGAGUUUGGACGGGAGCAGGCAGAGGAUCUCAAGGGACUGGAUGAUAAGGGCAUCGAGGACAAAAUCACUGCAUUGGUCAAAGGGCAAUAGUGGGGAGGGAGGGAUGCAAGUGAAGGGAAGUGACUUAUGCAGCGGAAAAGUAGGAGUGAAAGCUGCUUCUGAUUGUGUGCAUAUUGUACAGUAUGAAAGGCGCUGCGAACGAGACACAUGAUACCCCCGAUAUCUGUUGACAAAGGCUGUGUCCAAUGCUCCACAUUUGACAGAUCACUUGGACCCACCGCGCCGCAGAGGCAUUGAGGGGAGGAGAGAGCAGGCUUGGUGGAUGGUUGCAGAUACUUCGGAUUGCAUAGUUGGUCUGUUAUCCGCAAGGCUUGCACCUAGGCACUACUGAUAGAAGCAGAACACCAAACGAGAAUACUUAACGCAUGUUGACACAGUACAAGGAC